Gadus macrocephalus (Pacific cod) is the source of this 814-nucleotide messenger RNA. RefSeq lists its product as uncharacterized. The record is from RefSeq and is a predicted model, not a curated record. The coding region runs from base 75 to 791 and encodes 238 amino acids. Lineage: Eukaryota; Metazoa; Chordata; Actinopteri; Gadiformes; Gadidae. The transcript has 6 exons.
CAUAUAGGCUGGGUUGUGUGUUCCUGUGAACAGGCUCCAGUCCUGGACUCCACUGAGACCACACUGAGGUCGAGAUGCUCAACAUGGGGGCUGUGCUGCUCUUACUAAUUGGUGUGACUGAUGGUGUGAAGACCUUCUGCGAUGCCACGCAGCCAAACAUCGCAACCCAGUGCUUUGGCUGUCUGGGAGGAACCUUGGAAGUCCAGCUACCUAAGACCUCACAAGAUGAUACCUACAGACUGAUGAAAAAGUCAGACAAUAGUACAUACUCAAUGGAUGUACAUGAUGCAGUUGGGCAGGAAGUAGAAAGAACAACAUGUUAUUUAACCAUUCAAGCCCCGGUCUCCUCUCCCCUCCUGUCCCGGGAGUGUCUAUACACGGGACAGCAGAGGGUGUCCGGCUCUGCUGAGGGAGGGGGGGCACUGCACUACAGCUUCAGUCUAGACGGACUCCCGCUGAACGGCACGCGUCUCCUCUCCGGACCCAGUGGCACUAGUGGUGACGUCACUCUGGAGCCGGGCCGGUCGGGUCUGCUCAACUGCUCGGUCCGCAACAACGUGAGCCACGCCGCGGCUAACAUCACCUUGUCUGUGUGUGGCGACCACAUUUCUAUCAUCGCUCGUCCUCUGACGGUGGGAUUGCUGUUCCUAGUAGCAUUGGGAGUCUACUGGGCACUAAAGAAGAAGAAAACCUCAAGACAUCGAGACAUCGCGCUGUCCUCCAUGGCAGUAGAUGAUGGUGUGCCGUACGUUAACGUCUCCGGGGCGACCGGGAGGGCAGGGGGGGAGUGAGGUGGAGUACGGGGCGGUCGAGG